AUGGCAGAAGAGGAUGCAAAGCAUGCACCUUUCUCUAUUUUUUUUAAAGGCUGUGGAUUCCUGAUGUUUUAUCAAAUGGGAGUGAUGAAAGCUCUACAAGAACUGGCACCUGAGAUACUGAGAUCAGCAUCCAAGAUCUAUGGGACAUCCUCCGGGGCACUUAUAGCCACAUUAGUGACUUGUGGGUGUGAAAUAGGCUGUGGAUUCCUGAUGUUUUAUCAAAUGGGAGUGAUGAAAGCUCUACAAGAACUGGCACCUGAGAUACUGAGAUCAGCAUCCAAGAUCUAUGGGACAUCCUCCGGGGCACUUAUAGCCACAUUAGUGACUUGUGGGUGUGAAAUAGAUGCAGUGGUUGGUUACAUGACUGAAACUGUGAAAAAUAUGGAGGGUUCAAUCCUCCGGUACCUGUAUCCAAAUAAUAGAGUAAUCCUGAAUAUACAGAAGGCGUUAGAAAAAUGUCUGCCAGAUAACGCUCACCAGCUGGCUUCACGGAGGCUGCACAUUUUUCUUACUCAAGUAUCAGGUCUCCAAAAUGUUGUGGUAUCAGAGUUCAGCUCCAAGGAGGAGAUCAUUCAGGCAGUGUCCUGCAGCUGCUUCAUUCCUGUCUAUAAUGGGUACAUCCCUCCCUCUUUCCAGGGUGUGCGCUAUAUUGAUGGAGCCCUCAGUAGCCCAAAGGCUUUGUUCCACAAGACCAUGAUUACAGUGUCUGGGUUUGCAUUUGACAAUGACAUCUGCCCAAGGGAUAAUCCAGGCACUUACCUCAGUGUGUACACAUUGCAGCAGUUAUUUCAAAUGUCACCAGGAAACUUAAAAAGACUGGUCUGUUGUUUUUUUCCGCCCAGCCGUCUGGUGGUGCAUGAGUUUAUUUUACAAGGGUAUCAUGACGCCGGCUUCUACUUGGAAAGAAAUCGAGAGUUUGGGAUAGAUUAUCUUGCCAGGAACACAACACUCCCUUUAGCCAGUGAGUCCCAUAAGAAAUGCUUGUCCCAGACCAGUGGAGGGUCUUGGAACCAGAACCCAUCAACAAGGAUCCUCACUUCCACUGAUGCAGCUUUCAAGGACCUCACCAGACAGCAUGGCGCGAUGAGCAGGGCGGAGAAUGAAACAGAGGAGAAAACGCAGCAGUUGCCCCUAUACUGA
This is a messenger RNA of Alligator sinensis (Chinese alligator), 1140 nucleotides long. RefSeq names its product patatin-like phospholipase domain-containing protein 1. Bases 1 to 1140 code for a protein of 379 amino acids. The transcript has 7 exons. Gene Ontology annotation, cellular component: cytoplasm; membrane; lipid droplet. Lineage: Eukaryota; Metazoa; Chordata; Crocodylia; Alligatoridae. The record is from RefSeq and is a predicted model, not a curated record. Gene Ontology annotation, biological process: lipid homeostasis; triglyceride catabolic process. Gene Ontology annotation, molecular function: triacylglycerol lipase activity.